Bradysia coprophila is the source of this 3174-nucleotide messenger RNA. RefSeq names its product Protein EFR3 homolog stmA (gene stmA). Lineage: Eukaryota; Metazoa; Arthropoda; Insecta; Diptera; Sciaridae. The record is from RefSeq and is a predicted model, not a curated record. Gene Ontology annotation, cellular component: plasma membrane. Gene Ontology annotation, biological process: protein localization to plasma membrane.
AGUCAGCCUUAUCCAGUGUGCUCUUCGCCUCCAGACGGAGUUGUAUCAUUUAUGUAGGAAGUUAAAUAUUUUCAUUUCUAAUUUUUUCGUUUGCACUAGUUUCUGGAUUUCUGGAUACAUUCCGUUUUUGUCAAGCGAUUAUCCAGAGCAAAUGGGAAGUACAGUAACAGUGAUAACAGUAAAAUAUUUCAGUGAUAAUUAGUUCAAAUUUCAAUUAGUUUUAAAUGGAAUUUAUGUACAAAAAUGUUGAACCCAAUGCUUAUUAUAUCGCUAUUCAACAAAAUGUAUUGAUUUAGCCUAAAAAAAACGUGCUGCAGUUGUGUCCGAUAAACAACAGUGUCGUGUGGUUAGAUAAUCUUUUAAAGCGUUUAGUGGUUCUUCGUUAACCGAGAAUUUAAGACUCAAUUCGGGCUUCUUGAAAUUAUCUUUUUUUUAAAUUAUUUUUUCGUCAAACUUACUCACAAUGUCAAUAAUUCGGUGCUGCUUUGAAACGGUGGAGUUGCCAGAAUUUAUGGACACCAUGGCUUCCAAAUGCACUGAUUCAUGCUGUUGUGGCUGCUGCACGGCAUUACGCCCUCGAUACAAACGACUCGUCGACAAUAUAUUUCCUGUAAACGCCGAAGAUGGCUUGGUCAAGUCGAACAUGGAGAAGCUUACAUUUUACUCGCUCAGUUCUCCGGAAAAGCUGGACCGAAUCGGUGAAUAUCUGUACCAGAAGGCCACCAAGGACAUCAAUCGAAAGCGAUACAAGUUGGUAGAGAUUGCAAUGGAAGCUAUGGAUUUGUUGUUGAUGGCAUGUCACGCACAAACGUUGAACCUUUUCGUCGAAUCAUUCCUUAAAAUGGUUCAAAAACUGAUGGAAGAUUCGAAUGCCAAACUACAAAUUUUGGCGACCAAUUCGUUUGUGAAGUUCGCCAACAUUGAAGAAGAUACUCCGUCCUACCAUCGACGAUAUGAUUUUUUCAUAUCGAAGUUCUCGUCGAUGUGCCAUGGUAACAAUGACAACAUCGAGUUGAGAGACAGCAUUCGGAUGGCAGGCAUUAGAGGAUUGCAAGGAGUUAUCCGUAAAACGGUGUCCGAUGACCUGGUUGAGAACAUUUGGGACAAACAGCAUAUGGAAAAGAUUGUCCCAUCGUUGUUGUUUAACAUGCAGGUAUAUCAAAUAACGUCAUUGAAUUCAACCGAAGAAACAACUCCAUCGUCACCGCCCGUUUUGGCCGAGGCAGUGUUGCGUGAGCUUGUCAGUCGAGCCUCAUUCACUCACAUCAAAUCCGUGCUCCGACCGCUGCUGACUCAUUUAGAUCGUCAUGAUUUGUGGUCGUCAAAUCACUUUGCUAUACACACCUUCCGCAUCGUUAUGAUCUCCAUUCAACCGCAAUACUCGUACACCGUGGUGGAAACGUUAAUGCAACAUCUCGAUCAAAAUAUGAAAUCAUCACCACGCACCAAAACGUCGUUGGCCGUUGUGCUAUCGAAAAUUAUUGCCAUUGCAGCUGGCGAAAGUGUUGGCCCGUCGGCAUUGGAUAUCAUUAACAAUUUGCUGACACAUUUGCGUACGAGUACGUUAAGUACGCAGAACGAGUCGGUUAUGAGCGACGAGUCACAAUAUCAGGAAGCUUUGAUCAACGCACUCGGUGAAUUUGCGAAUCAUCAUCCGGAUUAUCAGAAAAUUGAGAUCAUGUUGUUCAUCAUGAACACAGUGCCUGAUCUAUCCAAGACAAGCAAAGGCGAUCAAAUGCUACAGAACAUCCUGCUGAAGAGUUUGCUGAAGGUUGGCGUACAGUAUCGCACCAUAUCAUUCGAGAAAGCAUUCCCCGUCUCAUUUCUCCAACCAUUGCUACGAAUGGCGCGCGCUCCUCACAUCCCCACCCGGCUUAUUGUGAUGCAAAUAUUCCAAGCGCUGCUUGAUCGUCAUCAGAAUCAGUCAGUUCUAAAUGUGGUGAGCAUUCGAAAUUACGCAACGCUAAGUCUGGAGAAUCCAUCACGUUCCGACAUCAUAUUCACGCAUAAAUAUGGUUCGAAUAUUAUGCGAGCGUUGCUGGACGCGCUGUCAUUGGACAAUAGUGUGGAAGCGAUGAAUUCCGCGUACAACACAGCUGCAUUGAUGAUAGCGGAAAUGUGUUGUGGUGAAUCGAUUCAAGAAUUUUUGUUGUUCAUCCUGGGAAUUCAACAAAUUGCGAUAGCGAACAGCGAACUGACCUACACUCAUAAGUGUAAUUUGCAUGCAAUUGCUGUGUCAUUGUUGGCAUUACUCGGACGAGUGACUGGCGUUAACAAUAUCAUGGAAUAUUGUGAUAAAAUCAUCGAGAGCCGUCAGGAAGAAGCGAAUCACUUGUUACCAGGGCUAAUGGAUCCGGACAAAGACGUCAUCGAUAGUUCUAGCCUCAAUUUGCCGCACCUUAUGAUUGACAAGCUUGCACUGUCCGAGUGUCUACAAAACGCCGGCAUGGAAAAUACCCGAAUUCAAACCGAUGCUCCAUACAGUCUUAAUCAACUGGAUCAAUCGCAUCAACGACAUUCUUGGGUCGAAACGCGAGGCAGCAUUGCCGAAUUCAACAGUUACGCGGACAGCGACAGUGUGAACAGCUCUCCGGUAUUACCAAAGAAGCCCGUCAUUAUUGAACUAAAUUUCGAUGCGAUGAAACGAGCAUUGGCCGAACCGACCGAAGCAUCCAAACGUGAAGCGCGUGAAAAGCAACAGCAGCUGGUGAAGACGUUCCGUGAUUCGAAUUUCGAUGAUUUGAUGCGACGAACUGAACCGAAGCAUGAAGUGAUACAGAAUCGCUUGAAUGAUUUGUUCAAUUCGCUGGCAGUGGAGCGACAAAUCACUCAGGAUCACAAGAGCCAACAGUCGAACAAGCCCAUUUAUGAGAAACAUUUUCCGGAACUGUUUUAUUAUUAGAAAGUGUUGUUGGUUGUGUGGUACACCCACACAAAAUUUGUUAUAACGGUGGUGAUGUAACUGGAAGAUGAUUCUCGCGCGCAUCAUAUAGAAUGUGAUGGUGUGUGGGGAUUGCGGUGGAACAGGCUGAAUUUAAAUUAAUAAUUUUUAUCUUGUUACUGAGCCUUUAAAUAUUUAUUGCUGUUGGUCUUUCAGAAUUUUAAAUAAAUGUGUCGUAGUGGUGGUGUUUGGGUUAUAAUUACACUCAACACACUAAAAUUGGCAAAAUUGAA